AUGGAGUUGUCCACGAGUGUCGAUACCGAUUACGCGGAUGCUCUUGGCCUCUUCUACGAGGACGUUCCCCCUCAGCCGGCGAUGGCGGUGGCAAUGGGCAACAACGAGUUGCAGGAGCAGUUCUUCCACGCCAACGCGGAAGACUUGGGCAUGACGUUCUCGAUUCUCCGGCACCUCCGAGAUCAGUUCAAAGUGAACGUCCUAGCACCAGAGUACCCCGGUUAUGGGAUGCUCAGCCAUCGGGAACCUUCAGAGCAGGCACUCAACGAAGUAGCCCUGACCGUUCUGAG
Symbiodinium sp. CCMP2456 is the source of this 290-nucleotide messenger RNA. NCBI's taxonomy places the organism in Eukaryota, Dinophyceae, Suessiales, Symbiodiniaceae. The record is from the annotation of a GenBank genome assembly.